AUGCAGGCCUCCAGUACUGCCCUGGUUGUUCUCCUCUGCACCCUUGCCCUCUGUGGCCAGGUCCUCUCAGAGCCAUAUGGUGUUGAAUCCUGCUGCUUCACCUAUACUUCCAGGCAUGUACAACGAAGAUUUGCCCACAGUUAUUUUGAGACCCACAGCCAGUGCUCCAGACCUGCCAUCAUCUUCCAGACCAAAAGAGGCCAGCUGGUUUGCGCCAACCCCAGAGAGGCCUGGGUCCAACAGCUCACUAAAUACCUGGAUCAGAAAACCCAUUAG
Suncus etruscus (white-toothed pygmy shrew) is the source of this 276-nucleotide messenger RNA. Its product is annotated as C-C motif chemokine 3-like 1. The transcript is spliced from 3 exons. Gene Ontology annotation, biological process: inflammatory response; monocyte chemotaxis; neutrophil chemotaxis. Lineage: Eukaryota; Metazoa; Chordata; Mammalia; Eulipotyphla; Soricidae. The record is from RefSeq and is a predicted model, not a curated record. Gene Ontology annotation, cellular component: extracellular region. Gene Ontology annotation, molecular function: chemokine activity; CCR chemokine receptor binding. Bases 1 to 276 code for a protein of 91 amino acids.